Molecule: messenger RNA, 1231 nt
Organism: Hylaeus anthracinus
Lineage: Eukaryota; Metazoa; Arthropoda; Insecta; Hymenoptera; Colletidae
Product: armadillo repeat-containing protein 3-like
Exons: 6
Coding region: 1-1140 (379 amino acids)
Source: RefSeq, a predicted model, not a curated record
AUGGCAGCCAUUCCCAAUGUUCGCAACUUCCUGCUAGACAGCGCCUACUACAUUCCACAUUUUGCAAAUAUUUUGGUCAACGACAAAGACCUCUUCAUGCAGGAAUUCUCCUCUGCGAUAUUAGCAGAAGUGUCGAAGGACAUGUUCGGCGUUGCGCAAUUAUUGAAACAAUGUUCGGAUAUGAACUUCCUGUUCAAGAGACUUCAGUCUCCAGAUCCGGACGUGAAAAAGAACAAUUUAGAAAUUAUGCAAAAUCUCUUGCAAGAUUCCACUGGAGCCAAAGAAAUGAUAGAAACGAAGGAUUUUAAUUUGAAUCUUCUAUACGAUCUUUUCGACUCGCCUUAUCGCGAAAUCCAAGGAUUAGCAUUGAAUAUUGUGGGCGAGCUGGUCAGUAGGAACCAAGAUGAUCACUUGCAAAACCUUUUCAGAAGAUCGAACGGUCUCCAGGCUUUGCUAAAGUUUUUAGAUAAAGAAGAAUGCGCAGACCUUCAUUCGGAGGUGCUCAGAAUUCUCUGUUUGGCCUCCGAUAAUCCUGCAACGAUCGAUUUACUCAAUGACAUCGGAGGCAUCAAAAGGCUUCUACGGUACACGCAAGACACGCCAAACUCGAAAUUUUUCGUGGAAGCUCUUGAUGUAGUCGUUCGCCUAUCGCACACUCCCCUGGGCAGAAAAGCACUGUACACCUACGGGAUUAUCGAUCAUUUAUUGGUGACAUUGUCUGGCAACGUGCAGUCCAAUAUCUACGAGAUCAGCUGUCGCGGUAUCGGUAUGAUGACUCUUCACAACGACGCUGCUAAAGAACUGACCGAGAGCAAUUGCGUAAAGAAUGUUUUAGAUAUACUGAAAAAUGAAAACUUGAAAUGGACUAUAAGACAGGCAGCCAUGUUUGCAUUGAACCAAUUGCUGAAGUGCGACACGAAGAAUUGCCGCUAUUUCUUGGAUACCCAUGGACAGAAUUAUCUCGUAUGGCUGAUGAAGCAAACAACGGGAAAAGUUCCUAUAGAAAUAUUGGUGGGAGCCGUCGAGUCCCUAACGACGAUCGCCAGGAAUCGAUCAUUAAGAAAUGUCAUCGUUAACAGCAACACGGUGGAUACAGUAUGCGCAUCGUUCGAAGUAAAUCCCUUCGGUAUAUUUACGUAAGAGAGAUAAGUCAACGAAAUUGUUGUUGAUUUACGGAAAAAUUGAACGAAUAUAAAACCUUGGAACUGAAACGGAUUCUUGUUAGUUGACG